Molecule: messenger RNA, 1029 nt
Organism: Trametes versicolor FP-101664 SS1
Lineage: Eukaryota; Fungi; Basidiomycota; Agaricomycetes; Polyporales; Polyporaceae
Exons: 2
Coding region: 1-1029 (342 amino acids)
Source: RefSeq, a predicted model, not a curated record
AUGGACUACAGGACAAGAUCACCCUAUGGCUCGCAGUCGAUCGCAGUGCAGAAUCUAGAGACGACUAUCGAGGAGCUCGAGGAGCGCCUUCGACUCCUGAGGGCAGCUUCCCCCGCACCGUCCACAGAAACCAUCAGGGCACCUCCGCCACGGCCGAUGCGCUCGAGCCUGCGUUCUGCACCGCUCCCGCCCAAAGUCAGUACAGGCCGGGAGUUCGCAGAAUUGGACGGGGCAGUAAACGUCGCGGGAAGCGGCACGGUCGAGGCCCGCGAGCGCGAAGAAUUUCGCGCGCAUUUGAAGAUUCGGGCCCCUCCGGCGGCGGCGGAUGUGGCGACCAACAUCACGAAGAACGCGGAGAACAGGAAGAACGAAGAGCGUGUCGAUGUCGCGCCCAAGCUGACUAUCAAGAUUAGGCCUCGUAUUAGUCUGCAAGACCGUUUCAGCGUGCGGAUCGUUCCUGUCAACAACCACACCACGCUGUGGGAUGUCGAUAAUGAGUACUUGUACGCUUGGGCGGGCAUGCUCGUGGUGCAAGACGUCUGGCCGACGGGGUACACCCACGUCCGCGACGUUAUCAAGGACUUCGCCAUCGACUUUCGCGCAAUCGCCGAACCGAUCACGGACCCUUCCCAGUCCGACUCCUUCCUCUUGAACCCCGAAUACGACAUAUGGAACAUAAGCUACCGGCACGCCCUGCGCACCAACAAUCCGGACUCCCCGGACUCUCAGGCUAGCAAGCGAGACGAGAUCAUGGUCGACUCUUCGUACUCGCGCGAGAAAUCGGAACAGCCAGGGGGCCCGCUCACAUGGCGUAUCAAGUUCUGGGUACCCGUGCCUGCUCAUUUGUUUGCUCACGCGGAGCACAAGACGUUUGUGUGCCAGGCAAGCGUUUUGAUUCGGCAUACGGAUUGCGGCGCGCAGCAGACCGUGCCAGUAUGGGCGGAGAACAUUGCGGUUGGGAUCGAGCGGCUGUACACACGGCGGUUGUGCUGCACAGAAGACCCUGCGCUACCGCAUGAUUGCGCUUGA